This is a messenger RNA of Symbiodinium sp. CCMP2592, 1107 nucleotides long. The record is from the annotation of a GenBank genome assembly. Lineage: Eukaryota; Dinophyceae; Suessiales; Symbiodiniaceae.
AUGAAGAAACCUUCGGCUUCAGCAGGGCACGGCCACUUCAUACGUUGCAGCAAGGACGGUUGCACUUCUACGAUCAACUGCAAGAACUCGCGACACUCCUUGGCCAGAAAGGCAGUGCAGCUUGAUCGCUGCCGUGUCUUGCGAAAAGACUGCAAUGUGAUCAAGUUCUGUUGCAAGCAGCACCUCGAAGACUGCCAAAAGGUUGCGAAGAAGGCCAAGCCCAAAUCACGGACUGAUGAGGCACUGAACGCCGAACAGUUCGCUGCCCUUUUUCUGGCGCUAUGCGACUGCGGCUUCCCAUGGGCCGGCGUGCUCAUCCUGAUCCAGCUUUUUCUGGGGGACCGAGCCGAUUGCAGCCGGUCCUGCAGGGUGUCAUGGCUGGUCAAUGUCCUUUCUGCGGGAGCAGACGUUGCCGGUUUGCCCGCAAUAUGCAUUCCGGACAAUGUGAACGGCAAGACUGUCGGCGGGCAGCGGCCUUUGGACAAGUCAUUUGCACGAUUGCUUCGCGACUGGGUAGAGAAGGAGCCUCUUAUGGGAGCCAAAGGCAGCCAGUGGCCACUAAAGAAUCAAGACUUUAGCGCUCCAGAUGCGUGCCUGUUCCCGGGGACAGAGCUGGCGACCCAGCGUCAUGCUUGGGAAAGGCCGAUUUCGGAGCGGGCGUAUUUCGGGGCUCUGCGCAAGGCCGUCGACAGCAUCGCUGUAGCAAGGAAGCACGACGAGGACCAUGGACGACAAAACAUAUUUGCGGAGGUCGAUCUGGCGCACAUCGGAACACACACGGUCAAGAAGACCUGUGUGUCAUUGCUUGCAGAGGCUGGUGCUACCAUGGCUGUCAUAAGUUCGAUCACAAACACAUCGGUGGCGGUUCUAAAAAAACACUACGACGUCCCAACAAACCUGCGCAAGCGUCGUGCGAUCGACUGCGCCUUGGGUCCUGUGAUUGCCGGGCUAGUCCAGCAGGAUGCUGCGCCUGGCCCAAGUCGUCCUGCCGCAGGUACUUCUCAAGCAGUAGAUGAAUCUGCUAGAUGGUGCCCUUUCUGUGGCAAGCAGCUGACCCCUGGCUGGAUCUAUUGUCACUUUUGCGGGGCCAAAUUGCCCACCCAAUGA